Sus scrofa (pig) is the source of this 6862-nucleotide messenger RNA. RefSeq names its product mitochondrial trans-2-enoyl-CoA reductase (gene MECR). Gene Ontology annotation, molecular function: oxidoreductase activity. Gene Ontology annotation, biological process: fatty acid metabolic process. Gene Ontology annotation, cellular component: mitochondrion. The record is from RefSeq and is a predicted model, not a curated record. Lineage: Eukaryota; Metazoa; Chordata; Mammalia; Artiodactyla; Suidae.
GCAGUCGCUGGAAGAUGACGUAUCUCUGAGCGUCCGACUCAGAGUUGACUGGAGAAAGCAUGUGGGGCUGCGGCGCGUUCUGGGGGGCGCGAGCCCCGUCCCAGCUGCAGCGGUGGCUGCUCCCCGCUUCCCGCCGCCGCCGCCGGCCUGCUGCCGCCUCCUUCUCUGCAUCUGCCGAGCCCUCCCGGGUUCAGGCGCUGGUCUAUGGGCACCACGGGGACCCAGCCAAGGUCGUCGAGUAAGACACGGCGCCGAGACGGGGCAGGGGGCUGGGGUUCCUGGAGGGCUUUAAGACCGGACGUGGAGAGGGGUCUGGAAAGGGAAAGACGGAGCCCGAGGAGGAAGGCAGAGAAUAAUCGGACCGAAACUAUUGCCCAGGUCACGUGUGGUAGCUCAGAAAGUCCGUGCUUCGAAGAAGUUGAAAACCUGAGAGGCACAGUCAUAACGACUGAAGAACCUGGAGCUGGCUGCUGUGGGCGGAUCGGAUGUCCAUGUGAAGAUGCUGGCGGCCCCUAUCAAUCCAUCUGACAUCAAUAUGAUCCAAGGAAAUUACGGCCUCCUUCCCCAGCUGCCGGCUGUUGGAGGGAACGAAGGUGUUGGACAGGUGGUGGCAGUGGGCAGCCAUGUGACCGGGGUGAAGCCGGGAGACUGGGUGAUUCCAGCAAAUGCCGGUUUGGGAACCUGGCAGACGGAGGCGGUGUUCAGCGAGGAUGCACUCAUCGGGGUACCAAGGGAUAUCCCUCUUCAGAGCGCGGCCACCCUCGGUGUCAAUCCCUGCACAGCCUACAGGAUGCUGAUGGACUUUGAGCAGCUGCGACCAGGGGAUUCUGUUAUCCAGAAUGCAUCCAACAGUGGAGUGGGGCAAGCAGUCAUCCAGAUCGCCGCAGCCCUGGGUCUGAGGACCAUCAACGUGGUCCGAGACAGACCUGACAUCCAGAAGCUGAUGGACAGACUGAAGAAUCUGGGGGCCGAUCAUGUUGUCACAGAAGAAGAACUAAGAAAGCCUGAGAUGAAGAACUUCUUUAAGAAUGUGCCCCAGCCGCGGCUUGCUCUCAACUGUGUUGGCGGGAAAAGCUCCACAGAGCUGCUGCGGCACUUGGCGCCUGGAGGAACCAUGGUGACCUACGGGGGGAUGGCCAAGCAGCCCGUCGUCGCCUCCGUGAGCCUGCUCAUUUUUAAAGAUCUCAAACUUCGGGGCUUUUGGAUGUCCCAGUGGAAGAAGGACCACAAUCCAGACCAGUUCAAGGAGCUGAUCUUCACACUGUGCGACCUCAUCCGCCGAGGCCAGCUCUCGGCCCCCGCCUGCUCCGAGGUCCCCCUGCAGGACUACCAGCGUGCCCUGGAGGCCUCCAUGCAGCCCUUCGUGUCUUCAAAGCAGAUUCUCACCAUGUGGUGAGCCCAGAGGAGCCAGAGUUAAGUGGGAGGGGAGGCGGAUCAGCAGGACCGGUUUCAGGCCCUCCCUUUGGGGCCCCCACCCUUUUGCAGGCUGCUCCUCUCCCUCCUGUCACUUCUGACUCAGAGAAUCAGGAGGGCAGCCAGGGCUUUCCCAGGGCCAGCCUCAGGGUGUCUAAUAAAGUCCAAAUUUCCUAAAAACAAGCAAACACAAACCAGCAGAAGUCAUCCCUGUCAAGAAGGCCGUCUCCCAGCACUAAGAAGCCGCCUGGCCUGCCCUCACCUCUCAUCCAGCUGUCAUUUCUGACCUCCCUGAAAGCAACGCCUGGGCAGGGCUGGCAGGUACAAAAGCCAGUCAGAGACUUUUGCCUCUCUGCCCUCAAGCCCUCCAAGCCCACAGAGCGGGAUCUUCUGAAAAGGAAGGUCCGACUCGUUCUCAGGUGGUCUGCAGCUCAGGACGGGGCAGGGGGAAGAUCAGCUCCACAAACGAGCAGGUGCCAGGCUGAGAAACCACAGAAACGGCCUCUCCUGUGGCCACACCAUCCUCAUGGAACGUCUGUUCUGACGGAGGAGGUAGAAGUUAUACCGGUGGUUCUCAGCCUGAGGUCUUUUGCCCCCGGGGGACUUUCUGGCUGCCGUAAUUGAGGGCGUGCUGCCGCUGUCUAGUGAGGAGAGGUCGCCGCCGAGCGCCCUUGUGCGGAGCGCAGCCUCCCUCCCGCCGCAGCGCCGCUGUUGAGAAGCCCCGCGUUGAAGCCCUGGUCCCGCGGUAAUUACCGUAGCGGUUAGCGCGCUAAAGACGCGUGCGGUGCUUUGAGCUCAUGACUAAGGCCUUGUCCUAGGCCUUCCUGAGUGAAGCUUGAAGCUGAGCCCUAAAAAAUGAGUAGCUUUGUUCAAAGAGAAGAGUUUGACGCUGUGCCUCUUUGGUGUUUGCUUCGUGAUCCCUCAGAGCAAAGCGCCAGAGAGGCGGGGACGUCUCCCUCAUCACCUGGCUCUCUGUCCCUGCGCUCGGGAGCCUCGCUGGGGGAGUACUCACUGGGAGCCCGAGUGUGCCUGAGGCUGGGGCGACCCGGGCUGGCCCGAAAGCAGCCUGCCUGCUGCACAGUGUACUAACGCGGCCGCUGGCACGGAGGUGUUCAGACCUGAGGGUUUAAGGAAGCCUCCCAGAGGAGGUAUGGUCACAGCCACCCUGGAAGGCCCCAAGCAAAGCCAGCAAACAGCAUGCCGCAGAGUGGAGGCCCAAGAGAGCCUGACGGUGGGGGAACUGCCCCCAGGCGAGUACAGCCCCUGGCUAGGAGGUGGGGGGCAUGCGAAGACUGAGAUGGGGGCAGUGGGCAGAGUGGGCGGGCUCAGGACUUACCCUUGAGACAGAGGGGGCACUGAGGGAUUUUAAGCAGUGGAGUGAUGUGGGAACUGACUCUGAAGGCCAGAGGACUCUCGGGUUUUGUUGCGCACCGACCUAUACACGGGACCCUGUGCAAUCCUCUUGCCUUCAGGAGCAUCUUGUUUGUCCUCUGGAGAAGAGGAUUGAUGUCACCCUGGGGCUGGGAAAGGGUUGCAGGUGCCCCCUGGAUAAGAUUUGUACACCCCCAGUUGCCCAAGUCCCUCCUGUCCUUUGUCCUCAAGGUUAGUGAGAUGGAUGGUUCAUGCAGUUGAUCAGUGUGGGCAAGUGCAAAAAGUCUGAGCGGGGAGGGGGUGGCUGCCCACAGGCUGCAGGAGUGAAAGUUAAGAUUAGUUCUUCCAGGGCACCCCACAAGGUUGAGCUUAGGAGCUGGGAGGAGCCUGCAGCCGUGGAGAGCAGUGGGCCCCUAGUAUAGGCUCAGGAGGCAGACGGGGAGGAAGAUUCCUAGCACCGCUAGAGAUCUUGUGGAGGGGUGUCCUGAGAACGGUACCUCUGGGGGGCGGCAGCUAGCAUUUAGGCUGGCCUUUAAAGGAUGAUAUUUUCACAGGCAGGGGAGGGGGACAAGCAUUACUGAUUAAGGGAAGGAUUAAAGUUAUACAGAGGACAUUUAUGUCAGAAUCUUCUCGUUUUCCCCAGAUACCAUUCUCUUCGUAAGAAUUAAAACUGACAACUUCUAGGUGGGCAUGUGGUAGCUGGCACAAACAGUCUCCCUGCCUCCUUGCAGCUGAUAAGGUCUGUCCUAUGUGAUGUAAGCAGAGGUGGCAGGUGGCAGUUUCUUAGGAACCUCUUUAAAAUAAAACUGGCAUCCAUCCUAUGCCUCUUUCUUCCCCUUUCACUUCCUCCUGACUGAGAUGCAAACAUGAUUCCUGGAAUCUGCAUGGCCGUCUUUGACCAUGUUGAGAACGGACAGCAGCAAGAUCAAAGGGGCCUGGGUUCCUGACACCCAGAGGCCAACUGUCCACCUUAGGACUUGAGAUGAGAAAACGAGCUUCUGUGUUAUUUAAGCCCUUAGUGCUUGGGCUUUCUCUGAGUCUAAUCAUAACUGAUAAAUAUGCUAUGAUUUAAUUUAUAUUGAAAUCAUGUCAAUCAUCUGAAGCUGAAAAUUUCACAAAAAUCACAAUCUGAAUUGUGGCAGGUUGUGAUUCCCAGCUAAGGAAUUUGGACUAUAUCCUUUUGGCAGUAGGGAACAAAAGAUUUCUGAGCCAGAAGAUCCCUCUUAGAAAAAUCCCUCUAGCAUCAGCAAAAGGUGAAAGCAUUCACUGUCAGAAGAUCUAUGUAUGUUAAGGAAGUUUUCUAGGCAGAAGGAAACUAUCAGAUAAAAAGAUGAUUCUGCACAAAAGAGUGACAAGCAACAGAAGUGGUGUGUACAUAUAUAUGUAUAUAUAUGUAAAUAUAAAAAAACAUUUUUCUCAUUUUAAUCUUUUUAAUUGAUCACAGACUGUGUAAAGCAAAACUAAUAGCAGUGUAUUGUGUGAUUUAUAACACAAGGAAUUUAAAUUAGUGAAGUAACCAGACCAAGGCCAGGAAGAAGGUGAUGGAUAUUUACAGUUGUAUGAUUCUCAUACUAUAUACACGGAGUGCUAUAAUAUUUGAAGCUAGACUGGCAUAAAGAUGUGUAAACCCUAGAGAAACCACUAAAAAACAAAACAAAGAAGUAUAAAUAUUAAACAAAAAAAAAGAGGAGUUCCCGUUAUGGCACAGCCAACUAGUAUCCAUGAGGAUGCAGGUUCAGUCCCUGGCCUUGCUCAGUGGGUCGUGGAUCCAGUGUUGCCAUGAGCUGUGGUGUAGGCCAGCAGCUGUAACUCUGAUUUGACCCCAGAAGGAAGGAAGAAAAAGGAAAGGAGAUCCCUCUGGCAGCAGGUUGGGGGACAAUUUGGAGAAGGGAGGCACUAAAGAAAGAACAUCAGACAUUCCCAGAUGAGUCAAGUCUCCCUAUAAUUUGAAGACCAACAUAGGGAUUACCAACAUUUAAUGAGGUCAGCAGAGGAAAGGAGCCUGAGACCUAACAAUGUCAAAAGAGAAUCUGACUUAGAAUGGAUCAUCUUAUCCUUUCUUUACAAAUACAGGAGAUUUUUUUUUUUAAUCUUCAGGCUGAAUAAUCUCUGUGGAGCUGGGACAGCUCUUCUGGCCCAUGAAGUAAACAGUAUCCUUUUUAAAUGGCUGAAGGAGAAUCCUUUGGCUCCAGGAGAAGGAAAGAAGACAAAUAGGCAUUACCUCCUAAACCAAAGCUUGGGCACACCUGAAGCCCUGAGUCUUGAUGACUAGCUCCCCUAGCAUCUGCCCCUCAUCUGCUUACAGCCAGUGCCAUAAUAUUGAUGACUGCUGUCUUGGGAGAUGAGAUAAUUAAGCCUGCUUUCCUCAAGGAAAGACCAAAGCCCAGAAGAAAAAGGUUCUUGCAUUAACCUGUGUGUGCCAAGCGUCUGUCCUGGUACAUGGAAGCUCGCAGCAACUCCCACCAGCCCCAAGCUUAUUGACAGGUGCCAUGCUAGGACACUGAGCCAGCUGAGACAGCCAGAGGAAACGGUGGAAGAAGAGAGAUUCAGUCCUGGCACAGCAUCUCCCUGCCUCUGACGGCAGGAAAACCCUGGGGAGACAGGAGGGCUGACUUGAAGGUAAGCUGGCACCCUGAGAGGGAAGAAAGCUUUCCCUGUGCCCCUGACCCUCUGCAGCGUGCAGGCACUUCCACAUGCAUCUUCAUUUGAUUUUUACAACUUGCCUAUGUCACAGGUUUUUUUGGGGGGGUUUUUGUUUUAUCUUUUUAGGACUGUACCCGGAGCAUGUGGAAGGUCCCAGGCUAGGGGUCAAAUUGGAGCUACAGCUGCCAGCCUACACCACAGCCACAACAACAUGGGAUCCGAGCCAUGUCUGCGAACUUCACCAUAGCUCACAGCAAUGCCAGAUCCUUAACCCACUGAGCGAGGCAAGGGAUCAAACCAGCGUCCUCAUGGACACUAGUCAGGUUCGUUACUGCUGAGCCACAACAGGAACUGCUGUCAUAGAAAUUUUAAUAUCCCCACUUUUCAGAAAAGGAAGAUGCAGAGAGAGGAGGUGACAUGGUCACCAGCAGGAAGCAAGCCGGCACCAGAAGCCAGGUCCCCUGACCCUAUCUGGUCACCAUACCAGUCAAUCCCAAUCCCUUUGGCCCCACAGUUGGCCUUGGCUCCCUCUUUUCUCAGGUCUCCUUGAUUUUGUUCAGUGAUAAUUGACUGAGUCAGAAGAAUUCAAAUUUCCCUGAGUCUGUUUCUUUGAGAGGCAUGAAAAAGGAAGAAUCAGGAAGCCAUUGAGGUAGUCCAGGUGAGAACUCAUUCAUUUAUUCAUUUAGUAAAUAGUUGAACACCCAUUAUGUAAAAAGUAUACAGCAGGAGACAAAAGACAUGUCCCCUGAUACCAAAGAGUUUACAUUCUAGUGGAGGAGAAAAACAGUGAAUAAGUGAAUAAAUGAGGUAAUUACAGCGUGUGGCAAGUGCUAUGAAAGAAAAAAAAUAACAAUAUCAUAGUGAUGAGGGUACUCAGAGAAGGUGGGCAAAGAAGGUCUAAAUCCUGAGUAAGAAGUCAUCCAUAUUCCAGGCAGAGGGAGCAGCAUGUUUAAUUUUAAAGCCUUGAUGUGUAAACAAUAUGACCAAGCCUUAACUAGCUUAGUUAAGUGGGAGUAGAGAGAAGUGAAUGGAUUCUUGAGUAUUUAGAAGUGAGAAUCAACUGGACAGAAUGCAUGUGGUGCUUGAAGUUUGAACUUGGGCACCUUGCUAGAAAGAGAUGCCACUCCCUGAGUUAGGGAGCUCCAGAGGAGAAGCAGGUUUUGGAGACAGACAUUUCCUCUCAAGGAAGGGGGGUGCUCUUUCCCCAGGUUGACCAGAUUAUGUAACAAUCAAGGUCAGCAUCAGUUCUUCAUAGUAACUAUGAUCCUCACACUUUUCUAAAUACCAAAUGGAGCAAAGAUUGCAACAUAAAAAUAAGUCUUAGGAGGUCCCUCGUGGCCUAGUAGUUAAAGAUCUGGCAUUGUCACUACUAUGCCACAGGUUCCAUCACUGGCCCAGAAACUUGUGCAUGCCUCGGGCAUAGCAGAAAAAAAAG